Silurus meridionalis is the source of this 1706-nucleotide messenger RNA. RefSeq names its product keratin, type I cytoskeletal 13-like. Gene Ontology annotation, molecular function: structural molecule activity. The record is from RefSeq and is a predicted model, not a curated record. Bases 77 to 1342 code for a protein of 421 amino acids. The transcript has 9 exons. NCBI's taxonomy places the organism in Eukaryota, Metazoa, Chordata, Actinopteri, Siluriformes, Siluridae.
AACAGGUCCAACUGUUUCUGAGAGUCUCGCUUUUGAAGGACAUUGAGGAUUCGACGAGCACCUGAAGCAUCCAGCCAUGCGAGCCACGCUGCAACGGAGCACUUCGUACAGCACAGGCAGUACUGCAAGUGUCCAAACUUCAGCUUACAAGAUGAUGAUGAACUCGGAUUUUUUGUCCUUGUUUUCACCUUCUCAUGAGUUCUCAGUGUUUGGCAAUGAAAAAUCUGCUAUGCAGAAUCUUAACGGACGUCUGGCGUCAUACAUAGAGAAGGUGGUUUCCUUAGAACGUGCGAAUCUCACGCUUGAGCAGAAAAUCAAGGCGUUUUGUGAAAGCAGGGUCCCAUCUAGCAGCAAAGAUCUGAGUAAAUAUUACAUCAUCAUUGAAGAUCUCCAGAAACAGAUUAUUGCUAGCACCAAAGAAAAACAACAGAUUGGCACAAUGCUGAGCAAUGCUGAUCUUGCAGCUUCUGACUUUAAAAUGAAGUAUGAGGCGGAGAAGAACAUGCGUUUGAUUGUGGACGCAGACUUGGCCCGGUUGCGCACGGUUUUCAGGGAGAUGGAGCUGAAAGCCAAAGACCUACAAAUCCUGAUGGCUGACUUUACAGAAGAACUGGUUUACCUCAAGAAGACCCAUGAGGAGGAUCUGCAAAUGGUUCGCACCCAACAGAGCGGCGCGGUGAAUGUGGAGGUCGACUGCGCUCCAGCUGUAAGCCUCGAUAAAGAGCUGAGUGAGAUGCGAGAGCAGUAUGAGGAACUCAUCCAAAAGAACCGCAAGAAAAUUGAGGAGUGGUUCCAGAAGAAGGUAACAAAUUUGAACAUUGAAGUGAGUCAAAGUCAUACUGAGAUCACGAGUUCCAAAACGGUCGUCAGUGACCUGAGAAAAAGCUACCAGUCCUUGGAGAUAGAAAUCAACAGCGUUCACACACUGAUCCAAAACCUGCAGAGAGACCUGGAUCAGGUGGGGGGACGUUACAGCGAGCAGCUUUCACAGCUGCAGCUGUACAUCGACCGACUACAGACAGAGCUGCAGCAGAUCAAUUUGAACACUCAGCAACAGGCCACAGAGUACCAGAUGCUCCUGGACAUCAAAAUGAGGCUGGAGCUGGAGAUUGCUGAGUACAGGAGGCUGCUGGAGGGAGAAUCACAGAGUACCCACGUCUCUCAGACAAAGACGACUACGUCCGUGACCGAAACAGUUAAGGAACAGAAUCAGAUUGAACAGAUUGAAGAAGAGGAACAUCAUCUCCGUCAGAGGCGGGUGAAGAUUAUCGUAGAAGAGCUGUUGGACGGAGUGGUGGUGUCCCAUAAAGUAGAUGAGAAGGUGCAAGACCUGCAAAACUGAAGAGAACAUUUCUCAACAUGAUCAUAUUGCUAUACAAGUAAUUAUAUAGUAAUAAUAAUAAACAAAAUAGUAAUAAAAAUAAUUCUUCUACAGUUGCUGAUCAAAAUAAUAAAAAUUAGAGAUUCAUAAAAGUUAAACUUUUUGUGUUAUUGUGAUGCUUAUUAUAAAUAAAACGAAAUGCUUGGUCUUUUGGGGUUAUAAGGGAACAUAUCGUCAUGAAUAAAAUAUACUGCUUAGCCACUAGGUGUCAUGUUUAUCAAACAAAUGCAUUAGGGCCUCAGAAACGUGGGCAGUCUGUGUGCAUGAUGUAAAAUAUACGCUUUACUUUUAUUAGAUUUUGCUAAAAUAAAAUGAACUGUGCAAA